This is a messenger RNA of Aricia agestis (brown argus), 2803 nucleotides long. It is a transcript of the gene Alg12, whose product is annotated as dol-P-Man:Man(7)GlcNAc(2)-PP-Dol alpha-1,6-mannosyltransferase. The transcript has 8 exons. The record is from RefSeq and is a predicted model, not a curated record. Lineage: Eukaryota; Metazoa; Arthropoda; Insecta; Lepidoptera; Lycaenidae. Gene Ontology annotation, molecular function: alpha-1,6-mannosyltransferase activity. Gene Ontology annotation, cellular component: endoplasmic reticulum membrane. The coding region runs from base 74 to 2281 and encodes 735 amino acids. Gene Ontology annotation, biological process: protein N-linked glycosylation.
GCUGUUUUCUAUUUAUAGAAAAAUGGAUUGAGCAUUAAUUUGCAAUAUUAAAUGUGUAAAUUAAAAAUAAGAAAUGGUUCAGUUACUAUAUAUUGUAGCCAGCUUGCAUGUGCUACUAUGUCCUUUUACAAAAGUCGAAGAAAGUUUCAACAUACAAGCCAUUCAUGAUAUUUUAUUCCACCGCUUUAACCUAACUGAGUAUGACCACAAAGAGUUUCCAGGUGUAGUACCGCGAACAUUUGUUGGUCCAUUAAUUAUUUCAGUUCUGUCUUCACCCAUUGUUGGAAUAUUUCACCUACUUGGAAUCAACAAAUUUUGGGUACAAUAUGUUGUGCGUCUAACUUUAGCUCUUGUCGUAAUAGCAGCAUGGAGUCGACUUCGAAACGCCAUCAAAAAACAGUUUGGAAACCCCUUUUCAUGGUGGUUCACUCUAAUUACCAUAACCCAAUAUCAUUUUAUGUUUUAUAUGAGUCGACCAUUACCUAACAUUACUGCUCUGCCUCUUGUUCUACUUGCAUUUGAAGGAUGGCUAUCAAGCAAUUACAAACAAUUCAUAAUCACAGCUGGAGCAUCUAUUGUCAUAUUCAGAUCUGAACUUUGUUUACUCUUUGGACUGUUCCUCAUAAUAGAUUUACAUUUUAAAAAAAUUACUUUAACAGAACUCUUAAAAAUCGUGGUUCCAGCUGGAGUGGGUUUGGUGGCAGUGACAGUGCUGAUAGACUCAAUGUUUUGGGGUCGGCUUCUGUGGCCUGAAGCAGAAGUUUUUUGGUUUAAUACAAUAUUAAACAAGAGCUCUGAGUGGGGUACCUCGCCAUUUUUGUGGUAUUUUUAUUCUGCACUGCCUCGAGGCCUUGGUCCAAGUAUGGUGUUGAUUCCAAUGGGUCUUUACCUUGAAAGACGUCUCAUACCCAUUGUUGCCCCAGCUCUUACAUUCAUAUUGAUAUUUUCUUUCUUGCCACACAAAGAAUUAAGAUUUAUUAUAUAUGUAUUUCCAUUGCUUAAUAUGGCAUCAGCAGCUGCUUGUUCAUAUUUAUAUGUUCGGCGCGGUAAAGCACCUGUAUUUGAAUUGCUGUUCUGGGGAGCAAUGACAAUAAUCAUCUGCAAUGUUAUAUUCUCUGUGACAUUAGUUUUAGUGGCUAUGACAAACUAUCCAGGUGGAAUGGCAAUAACAAAAUUCCACAAAAUUAUGAAAAAUGAGCCUUUUGUUAAUGUUCAUAUUUGUAACUUAGCGGCUCAAACAGGUGUGACUAGAUUUACUCAAAUACAUGAUCACUGGAUCUACAGUAAAAAUGAGUCACUAAAUACUGAAGACUUACUGCACUAUACUCAUUUGCUGAUCGAAGCUAAAAGUAAAUAUUCCCCGACUAUCAAAUCAUUCACUCAGACACAUCGGAUUUUGGACAGCACAGAAUCUUUUCACCAGAUUGCAGUAAAUUACAAAUUAUUUCCACCUAUAAAAAUAAGAACCAAACCAGCAGUCUUUAUUUUAGAAAAAAAUAACUAUAGGAGUAAUAUAAACAUAGAAGUAGACGAAAAAUCUACAAACGAAGUAUAUCUUGAACAAACUAAUAAUGAGAGUGAAGAACUACAAUCAGAAGAAAUACUAGAAAACGAAUUUAAAAGCAAAGACGAUGAAAGGAUUAAUGAAACACAAAGUGAUGAAAUUGUAGACGAAGUCUUGAUAGAAGAUGAAAUAAGUUUAGAUUCCCUUGAUACAAAAAUCGAUAGUGAUAGUCCUGACAACAGUCCAAAAAAGGCUCCGCCGAAUAAUAAAAUAUUCGAUGAACUAAAGGCAUACAGAAAAGAAAAGAAGAAAAAAGCAAUGUUAAAAAUUAAAUCAGAAACUCGUAAAGAAGUUGUAGCUUCUGCUAAAGAGAAACUCAAGGAGUUUAUGAAACGUCAUAAACAUAAUUCUGAAGCACUGCCAAAACAUAUCGAGGAGUCCAUUGAUGAAAAAGAUAACAUAAUAGAAAGUGAUGGAAGAGGUGAUAUACCAGAGGACGAAAUACUUAAGGAGACUGAUAUCCUUGAAUCUGAAAUCCAAACAGGUCCAGUUAUUAUAACUGACGAGAAUAUAAGAAGUGUGGAAGAUUCAAGUAAUUCUAUAAUUGCCAAAGAGAACUUGGACAAUAUUGUUGAUGAAGUUAUAAUUCGACUAAUAGAUAGACAUCUUUACGAUGAUAAAACAAAACCAGAAGAUAUUACCGCUCAAGAUAGGCAAAUAAUACAAAAAAUAGUAGAAGAAGUGUUAUCAGAAAAAAUGAAUUACACUAAAAAUUAAAAUGUGGUUACAUUUAAAGUCUAUUUAUACAGUUAAAUAAUUGGUUACAACAGUCAAAUAUACUUUACCAUUGGUAUUGCAAUUAUGUGUAAAAAUGUAAGUACUAAAUACAUAAACUUUAGUGCAUGGAAUGAAUGCAUUAGUCAUCACUCAUCCAACCAUGUCUGUUAGUCAAAUAAUACAAUGGUUUUGAUGUUUUUUUGAUUAAUUAUAUUUUUACAUUAUUUAAAUGAUUUAGUCAAUUUGCCGCGCACGAUUUAUUGUAAAUACACAUCUUCAAUAAAUAAAAUUACAUAUCAUAUCUAUGUAGUAACUAUAGUACCUGUUAGGCUGGCUCCACCUUAGUGCCCAUUACACGUAGCAUAGUGCUCCGUCGCUCAAACGUACACGCGGCGUCCGCAUUGUUCACACGCUCGACAAUCGCGCACGCCCAAUUUAGGACCAGCUCAGAUAGGGUUAAUAUUAUGUAUGCAGUGUAAUAAUUUAAAGUUUUUUGUACAUAGUUUGUUUUAAUAAAUGUAG